Racocetra persica is the source of this 171-nucleotide messenger RNA. The record is from the annotation of a GenBank genome assembly. Lineage: Eukaryota; Fungi; Glomeromycota; Glomeromycetes; Diversisporales; Gigasporaceae.
AAAUUUAUUCUAAUUUCCACCAAAAACGCCAACCAAAGUGAAAUCUAUCUUUUAGUAAAGACAAACACAUCUCUUAGGUUACAACCAUCUUUUAGUAAAGACAAACACACUGCCGAUAAAAACGGCAACAUAGAAUACAAACCUUAUGCCCUAGUCCAUGCAAUAUAUACA